Messenger RNA from Wickerhamiella sorbophila, 363 nucleotides. RefSeq names its product DNA-directed RNA polymerases I and III subunit RPAC2. Bases 1 to 363 code for a protein of 120 amino acids. Gene Ontology annotation, molecular function: protein dimerization activity; DNA binding; DNA-directed RNA polymerase activity. Gene Ontology annotation, biological process: DNA-templated transcription. Gene Ontology annotation, cellular component: RNA polymerase I complex; RNA polymerase III complex. Lineage: Eukaryota; Fungi; Ascomycota; Dipodascomycetes; Dipodascales; Trichomonascaceae. The record is from RefSeq and is a predicted model, not a curated record. The transcript has a single exon.
AUGUCGCAGGACGUUUCGAUGGCCAGCGAGCCAGAGGUAAAGAUCAGCGACAAGAUCAGUAUUCUGCCGGGAGCGUCAGCGGACGGGUCGGCUGUGUCGUUUGAGAUCAAGCAGGAAGACCACACACUGGGCAACGCUCUGCGAUACAUGAUUAUGAAGAACCCGGACGUGGAGUUCUGCGGCUACUCGAUCCCCCAUCCCAGCGAGGCCCACUUGCAUUUGCGCAUCCAGACAUACGGCGAAACCACUGCCAUCGAGGCUCUGCGCAAGGGGCUGACGGAUCUGACCGCUGUGUGCGAUCACGUCGAGGACGUUUUCCGGCAAAAGGUCGCCGACGGUAAUUACGCAGAUACUGCACCUUAA